CGAGCGAAGACAUACAGAUGAUAGACGUGGAGCAUGAAGCGACUGACAGUGAGGAUGCCGCCGCACCAGAUGACUAUGGAACGUCCAGAGGCUUCUUCUCAUUCGCAUCGCAGCUCGGGCGACAAUUGACGCAGGAUGCCAUGGAUCUGUCGACGUCGGCCGUGGAAACGGCCAAGUAUUUGGCGGUGGAGUCGACAAAGGUGGUGGAGAAGGCCAGCCUCAUGGCACAGGAGUCUCUGGCAGAAGCGUUCGAAGCGUCAGAAGAAACCCACCUCGAUAUGAUCCUGGACUUGCCAUGGGUAGACGCCGAAGGAUGCACACACGAUGAGGUCAAAGACGGCGUGUUUUCCAUCAGCAGGACAAAGGCCAACUUCCAUCGGUUGUCCCUACCGACUCUGGAGCCCAUCUUCGACAUCGACCGAUUUGUCCAGAUUGCCCCGGCCCUCCUUGCCCUGGACGACCAGCUGAGACAGCGUCACUUUGAGUUGUCGUACAAACUUGCCGAAGACGUGUUCUGGGGCAACUACUUUUACCAUUGCCACGUGCUGCGCGUGGAGCAUGGGCUAUCCCCGUACAUGCCUAUCGAUGGCCGCGUGGUUCCCAUGGCCAUACCAGACACCAAUCAAGCCGCCGACGACGACGCGUCGGCUUUGCAUGUGGACGAAGAAGAGUAUGGCGGCGUGGCGGACGAUGUCGCAGACGGUCGCGUGGAAGCAGCCGGCCCCAUCACGACUACCCAGGACGACCAAAAACCACCGACGACUUCGACCUUUAGCACGAUGAAGUCGAACCUGCUGCAUCGAUCGGUGCAAGCCAAGCAGAAGAUGCAAACGAUCAAGCGCAAGAUUCACUUUCCAUCGCCAGAAAAGAUCAAGGACAUGCAGUCGUCGCUGCUGCGGCGCAAGUCGAGCGUCACGGAAUCGUUGGAGCGCAUGUCCAUCCCGACCAUGUCGUCGUUCAGACGAAGUCCGUCGUCGUUUCUGCGGAGUCGAUCGAAAUCGUAAGCCUGUGUCGUGUACUGAUGACGCCUUUUUUCGAGUACUCACGUGGUUAUGUGGAUGGGCGGCAGGGGCGCCAGUGAGCCGGAAGACGUCGACACGGACCGCCUGAGUGAACUGGGCACGCCGCCGUCGGCCACGUCGGAAUGUAGCCACGAGUUUGAUGAUUAAGGAUGAACAUGGUGGAAUGGCCUUCACUUUGGAGGGGAGGCUGGCUACACAUGUAGUCCAACAUAUCGUGAGAUAUGAGAUACGGCAGCUGCGACGGGGUGUGAUGCGGCAUAGGAGUUACGAGGCAGGAUUCAUGCAUUUGCAGGUUUA
This is a messenger RNA of Aphanomyces astaci, 1319 nucleotides long. RefSeq lists its product as hypothetical. NCBI's taxonomy places the organism in Eukaryota, Oomycota, Saprolegniomycetes, Saprolegniales, Verrucalvaceae. The record is from RefSeq and is a predicted model, not a curated record. The coding region runs from base 18 to 1004 and encodes 328 amino acids. The transcript has 5 exons.